This is a messenger RNA of Suillus clintonianus, 1815 nucleotides long. Its product is annotated as Aspartate/glutamate/uridylate kinase. The record is from RefSeq and is a predicted model, not a curated record. Bases 1 to 1815 code for a protein of 604 amino acids. Gene Ontology annotation, molecular function: aspartate kinase activity. Gene Ontology annotation, biological process: amino acid biosynthetic process. Lineage: Eukaryota; Fungi; Basidiomycota; Agaricomycetes; Boletales; Suillaceae. The transcript has 6 exons.
AUGUUGGGAUCAAAAUUAGAUCUGGUCACCCUGCCUGCCUCUUCAUCUACGAAUCCCCUAGUGCUGCGUCGGAACAACACGGAUCCAGAAUCGAAAUGGAUAGUCCAGAAGUUUGGAGGUACCAGUGUGGGCAAAUUUUCAGUCAACAUUGCUCGUGAUAUCGUGUCGAGCCAUAUUGACAAGCACAAAAUAGCUGUCGUCUGCUCCGCACGAUCUGGCUCCGAGAAGGCUCUGGGGACUACCAAUCUCCUGCUCAAAGCUGCCUCCGAGGCGCGGCAACGACACAAGUUAUACAAUGGUUCCGGUACCAUGACUCCGUCGACAAAUGGUAUCUUCAGGAGGUCAUCAGACGCUUCUCCCACCCCGAUGCGCAGAUCUUCGUCAUCGCCUUCGUCUCCGUGCACGGGUGCAUUAACACCUCUGAUAACACCCCAGACUGGCCAGUCUCAACCGGAAUUCAAUGUCACCAUCGACCUUAUACGGUCAGAGCACAUCAAUGCUGCAAAAGCAUCUGUCAAAAAUCCAGAGAUUCUCCAAGAACUCGAGGCCGAAAUAGAAAGAGACUGUGACUGGCUUCGUAGUUUCUUGUUUGCUGCUCAGGUGAUCAAUGAAAUAUCACCACGUUCGCGGGACAGCAUCAUAGGUUUCGGCGAGCGAUUAGGUUGUAAACUGAUGACAGCUGUUCUUCGCGAUCAAGGAAUCGACGCAGAAUACGUAUCGCUGGAAGAUAUCAUCCCUGUAUCCGAGGAUAGCGACACCGUACCGGAAGGAUCCCUUGAUCAGGCUUUUUAUGAUAGCGUGGCCGCUGCUGUCGGAGAACGUAUCAAAGGAUGUAUACCUCGCGUACCCGUUGUCACCGGCUUCUUUGGCCCCGUGCCGGGUUCGCUGCUCCGCCAAGUCGGCCGAGGAUACACAGAUUUGCUCUCUGCUCUUCUGGCUGUUGGCCUCGAAGCAUCAGAACUGCAGAUAUGGAAGGAAGUUGACGGGAUAUUUACAGCGGAUCCUCGAAAAGUGCCUACGGCACGAUUAAUACCUAUUAUAUCGCCCGACGAAGCCGCUGAACUGACUUAUUAUGGCAGUGAAGUCGUGCAUCCAUUCACGAUGGAGCAGGUCAUUCGUCGAAAGAUUCCAAUAAGAAUAAAAAACGUGGAGAACCCCCUAGGCGGUGGUACAGUUAUUCACCCCGACCCAAAUUUGGGAACACCAGAAGACGAUAGUCCCUGUGAAGCGCCAGUGGCGAUGCUACAAGGCCUCUCUGUGUCCAACGACGAAUUACGCAGGAACAAGCGACUGCCAGCCGCUGUGACAAUAAAAGAACGCAUUGUUGUACUCAACGUCAAAUCGAAUCGAAAGAGUGUGUCUCACGGCUUCCUGGCUGGGAUAUUUGGAACCCUUGAUCGCUUUGGCGUGGUCGUAGACCUCAUUAGCACCAGCGAAGUACAUGUCAGCAUGGCUACCGAGGACAAUCUGUCCAGAACGACUAUGGAGCGGCUGGUGGCAGAACUAAAAAGGAGUGGAACCGUUUCUGUGCACCGUGAAAUGGCCAUUCUCUCCCUUGUUGGCCAACAGAUGCGCAACCUGGUUGGUAUAUCAGGACGCAUGUUCACUUCCCUUGGCCAGGGUAAUGUGAAUAUCGAGAUGAUCAGCCAAGGCGCUAGCGAGAUCAACAUAUCGUGUGUUAUUGAGGCCCGCGACGCUGUCAAGGCACUCAAUCUCAUACAUCAAAGCUGUUUACAAAUAAAACCCGAGGGGCCGAGAGGGCGAGGUUGGUUUGCUUCGAUUCUUGAUGUUCGUUUUAAGAUUGACGUGAUUUGA